Molecule: messenger RNA, 453 nt
Organism: Alternaria atra
Lineage: Eukaryota; Fungi; Ascomycota; Dothideomycetes; Pleosporales; Pleosporaceae
Exons: 2
Coding region: 1-453 (150 amino acids)
Source: RefSeq, a predicted model, not a curated record
AUGUCUGAAAAGCAAAGGGUUCUUGGUGAGUUAGAUGCCUUACAAAGUUCUAUUAUACCUGUUAACUUCUUAGGCUCUGUGAUUGAGCUCGUGCAACAGGAAUCUGGUGACUACACAGCGGUUCAGAUUGACCAAGGGCAUGGCCUCCCACCCGUGGACAAGAGUUAUUCGAGUCGAAAGGGAGUAGACUGGUCUUUCGGCCCACUCAAGUUCGCAGGCUAUCUCGACACGGACACAUUCGAGCUUGCUGUUGCGCCCUCUGUCCUGGCUAUAUCUCUCGGGAACAUAUACGGCUCCCUGAAAGAUGGUGUCAGUGUUAAAGUCAAUCUGCAUCAAGCAAAAGGCUCUUUGAAGUGGUACCUCAAGAACGGCAAUGAACUCUGGGUGCAUCUAGAGAUCAAGAUCACGUUUGAUGGAAGUUUUGAGGGGGAUUAUAAGAUCCUGUCAUUCUAA